AUGUAUUUUGAAGCUAGAAUCAUGGUGGAUUCCAUUAAAACUACUAAUAACUAUCCAGCACUUAAUUUUUAUACAAAUCCAGAAGAGUUUAAAGACUUUGAGGAGGUUGAUGAAUUAAUUAUUAAAGCAAAGCCUGAUGGUGAUG
Entrophospora candida is the source of this 145-nucleotide messenger RNA. Lineage: Eukaryota; Fungi; Glomeromycota; Glomeromycetes; Entrophosporales; Entrophosporaceae. The record is from the annotation of a GenBank genome assembly.